Messenger RNA from Habropoda laboriosa, 2177 nucleotides. RefSeq names its product raf homolog serine/threonine-protein kinase phl (gene Raf). The transcript has 2 exons. NCBI's taxonomy places the organism in Eukaryota, Metazoa, Arthropoda, Insecta, Hymenoptera, Apidae. Gene Ontology annotation, molecular function: protein kinase activity; ATP binding. The record is from RefSeq and is a predicted model, not a curated record. Gene Ontology annotation, biological process: signal transduction; protein phosphorylation. The coding region runs from base 60 to 2177 and encodes 705 amino acids.
UAUCGCCCCGUCAUCGUCGACACAGAAAAAAGGUACACUCGCCUGUACGAAAGAUAGCUAUGUCCUCUUCACGAGGUAGCGGCCCGGAAUCGGGAGAAUUGAGCGAUUCCGAGGACGGUUAUUUGGACACAGAUCCACUGAGGUAUGAGCUGAGAAAUAUACAAAAUGUGAUACACGUUACUCGACAAAACAUUGAUGCUCUGAACAACCGUUUUGCUGGAUUUCAACAUCCACCUUCAAUAUAUCUGAAUGAAUAUCAAGAGUUAACUAGCAAGUUGCAUGAUUUAGAGUCCAAGGAACAGAAGCUCAAUGAAUUGUUGAAUGCCAAGGGUGAAUUUCGUGAUACCAAUGCAUCUGCCAGGGGUCAAAGAACGCUGAUGAGGUCUUUGCUGAGGGCACAUUUACCUAAUCAGCAACGCACUAGUGUACAGGUUCGAGAAGGUCUUUCACUAAGGGAUGCACUUGCCAAAGCAAUGAAAUUAAGGAAUUUGACUACAGAAAUGUGUGUGGUAUAUAUUUUGGGUACAGAUGAGUCCAAAUAUCUUACUUCUUGGGACACAGACAUCUCUUUGCUUGACUGCGAUGAAAUAUCUGUAGAAAUCUUGGAUAAGUUUCCAAUAACUACUUCCAUUUCACAUAAUUUUGUGCGCAAGACUUUCUUCUCACUAUCAUUUUGCGAAUGCUGUAGAAAACUCCUCUUUCAGGGAUUUUAUUGUAGAACGUGCAAUUAUCGAUUUCAUCAAAGAUGUGCUGCUGGUGUACCUGCCCUGUGUCACCAAGUACGCAUGCAGGAUGCUUACUACCAAGUAUUAUUAGCACAUAAUCUUGAAAGUACAGCUGGCAUAUUGCAACUUCCUUCUAGUUAUGGUUUAAGCAGAAGUAUGUCCCCAUCUUUAGCACCAUCAAGAAACCAAAGACAUCCACGUUCUUUGGGACAACAAGAUCGUUCUAGCUCUGCGCCUAAUGUUUGUUUUAAUAUGGUAAAACCAAAUGGUGAAUCUGCUAAUUUAGAUGAAUACAGCAGAUCUCAGAGUUUAGGUCGUCCUGUUGGUACCACACAAAGUGCUGUAUCACCUGGUAGUAGUCCAACAAAACAUAGUCAGUCAACACAGGCUAGUCCUACUAGUACUCUGAGGCCAAAAAGACCAAGAGCAAGAUCAGCUGAUGAAUCAUCUAAAAAUCUCUUAGCACCUAGAGAAUCCAUAGAAGAUUGGGAAAUUCCAGCAGAUGAGAUUUUAGUUGGAGCUCGUAUUGGAUCAGGUUCUUUUGGAACAGUAUACAAAGCUCAUUGGCAUGGACCUGUAGCUGUGAAAACGCUCAAUGUUAAAAUACCUACUGCUGCUCAGUUACAAGCAUUUAAAAAUGAAGUUGCAGUGUUACGUAAGACACGGCAUGUAAAUAUCCUUUUGUUCAUGGGAUGUGUCAGUAAACCACAACUGGCAAUUGUUACUCAAUGGUGUGAAGGAUCUUCAUUGUAUAAACAUCUGCAUGUAUGUGAGACAAAGUUUGAUUUAUUCACAUUGAUAGAAAUUGGAAGACAAACUGCACAGGGAAUGGACUAUUUACAUGCAAAAAAUAUCAUCCAUAGAGAUUUGAAAAGUAAUAAUAUAUUUCUGCAUGAUGAUCUCACUGUGAAAAUUGGUGAUUUUGGUCUGGCUACAGCAAAGACUAGAUGGUCUGGUUCUCAACAAUUUCAUCAACCAACUGGAUCUAUUCUCUGGAUGGCACCAGAAGUCAUAAGAAUGCAAGAGGAAAAUCCAUACAGUUUUCAGUCAGACGUUUACGCAUUCGGCGUUGUUUUAUUCGAAUUAUUAUCUGGUCAAUUACCAUAUUCUCAUAUUAAUAACAAGGAUCAGAUAUUAUUUAUGGUCGGGCGUGGAAAUUUGCGUCCAGAUUUGAAUAAAUUACGUUCAGAUACUCCAAAAGCGUUGAAAAGACUGACAGAGGAUUGUAUCAAAUUUUCUAGAGAGGAGAGACCAAUAUUUCGUCAGAUCUUAGCUAGUUUAGAGGGUCUUUUACGAGGAUUACCGAAAAUAACGAGAUCGGCAUCCGAACCAAAUUUGAACAGAACGCAGCUACAAUCAGACGAUUUUGUAUACACCUGUGCUUCGCCAAAAACUCCGGUGAAUUUUCAAUUCGGAGCAUUUUUCUUUUAUCCUUCCGGUGGGAACAUAUAA